This is a messenger RNA of Trichoderma aggressivum f. europaeum, 549 nucleotides long. RefSeq lists its product as uncharacterized. The transcript is spliced from 2 exons. Gene Ontology annotation, molecular function: hydrolase activity. NCBI's taxonomy places the organism in Eukaryota, Fungi, Ascomycota, Sordariomycetes, Hypocreales, Hypocreaceae. The record is from RefSeq and is a predicted model, not a curated record. Bases 1 to 549 code for a protein of 182 amino acids.
AUGUCUCAAACAAUCAAGACUGUCAGUAUUCCCAACAUUGCGUGGGCGACUGCGGCCGAUAUUCAAUUUCCGCCCAAUUUUGACAACAACAAAAAGUAUCCUGCUGUCGUGAGCGCUCACCCCAUUGGUUUAUGCAAGGAGCAAACCUCGGGCAAUAUCUACGGGAAAGCAUUAGCCGAAGCGGGCUUUGUGGUUUUCCGCGUCUCCGACUUCCGCUUCGUCGUCGACUACAUUCAGACGCUCCCUCAUGUCGAUGCUGAUCGAAUUGGAGUUCUUGGAAUUUGCGGUGGAGGCGGCUAUGCCAUCAACGCAACCAUGACGGUUCAUCGUUUAAAAUGCUGCGUUGGCAUCACGCCUGUCAACUUUGGUCGUCUCUCCCGCGAGGCGUUUAGCAAUUACGACCCGGUUGACGCUCUCGAAAAGAUGGCUAAGCAGCGUACUAUUGAAGCUCAAGGUCGUGAACGUCUUGUUAUUAACUUACUACCACCAAGUGCAAGUCAUGACGAGUUUGUUUCUAAUGACGUUACACCGGCCGCAUAUCAUUUCUAA